This is a messenger RNA of Rotaria sp. Silwood2, 462 nucleotides long. Lineage: Eukaryota; Metazoa; Rotifera; Eurotatoria; Philodinida; Philodinidae. The record is from the annotation of a GenBank genome assembly.
AUGCGAGCUAAUGCUAAUAGACUAUCCGAUGAAAUAACUAAUCUGAAAAAGCAAGAAGUUAAACUUCGAGAUCAAAUAAAACAACAAAGAACUGGUUCAUGGUGUAAUACGUUAAGAAAAAACAUUUUUCAAACACAUCAAAACAACAUAAAUGAAAGGUUAGAUGACAUAUCAAGAUCAAUCAAAGACAAAAACAAAUCAUUGAAAAAUGAAGAACAAACAUUUCAUCGAAAAGCAGCUGAAAUUAUCGAACAAAAUACAAAAGCACAAAUCAGAGUAACUCAAUCAAUGAAACAACAAUUUAUUGACAUUAUUAAGCCGUUUGAUAUAUUUUCCAAUGAAUUUCAGAAAGCAUUAGCAAGUUGUAAUCCCGAAGAAGAUUUCAACCAAUGGAAACAAAAUAUUCUUCAUAAAAAUGCUGAACAGUCAUUCGAAUCCUCAGACAAAAAAGGAAGAUCAUGA